Fraxinus pennsylvanica is the source of this 2445-nucleotide messenger RNA. The record is from the annotation of a GenBank genome assembly. Lineage: Eukaryota; Viridiplantae; Streptophyta; Magnoliopsida; Lamiales; Oleaceae.
AUGUCCAUGUGGUGGUCGUUGGGGUGGUUGUGCAUAGUGGCGGCGGUCACGGGCGGCGUUAGUGGUGGCAGCGUGACUUACGAUGACAGGUCUCUGAUCAUCAACGGCCGGCGGCAGCUCUUGUUUUCUGGUUCAAUUCAUUAUCCUAGAAGCACCCCUGAUAUGUGGCCGUCUCUAAUCGCAAAAGCGAAACAAGGUGGCCUAGAUGUGAUCGAUACCUAUGUAUUUUGGAACCUUCAUGAGCCCGAACCGGGAAAGUAUGAUUUCAGUGGAAGACGUGAUAUAGUGAGCUUCAUCAAGCAAAUCCAAGCUCAAGGUCUCUACGUAUGCCUUCGGAUUGGGCCCUUUAUUGAGAGUGAAUGGUCUUAUGGAGGCCUACCAUUUUGGUUGCACGACGUCCCCAACAUUGUAUUUCGAUCUGACAAUGAACCAUUUAAGUUUUACAUGGAGAGUUUUACGACAAAAAUAGUGAAUAUGUUGAAAUCAGAGAACUUGUUUGCUUCACAAGAUGGUCCUAUAAUAAUUUCUCAGAUUGAAAACGAGUACCAGAAUGUAGAAAAAGCCUUCCAUGAGAAAGGGCCGCCAUACGUUAUUUGGGCGGCGAAGAUGGCGAAUGACCUCGGGACUGGUGUGCCAUGGGUGAUGUGCAAGCAAGACGAUGCUCCUGAUCCCAUGAUAAAUACAUGCAAUGGGAUGAGAUGUGGAGAGACAUUUGUUGGACCAAACUCGCCAAAUAAGCCAGCACUGUGGACUGAAAAUUGGACACAUUUCUAUGAUGUCUAUGGCAAUAUUACAAAAAUAAGAUCAGCAGAGGACAUUGCAUACAAUGUUGUGUUAUUCGUUCUUAAAAAGAAGGGCAGUUUCAUCAAUUACUAUAUGUAUCACGGAGGAACUAAUUUUGGGAGGAGCGCAUCAUCAUUUAUCAUAACAGCUUACUAUGAUCAAGCUCCCCUCGACGAGUAUGGUUUGAUAAGGCAGCCAAAAUGGGGUCAUCUGAAGGAACUACACGCUGCUAUAAAGCUAUGCUCAGAAACUCUGCUUUAUGGAGCACCAAGUAAUUUCUCUUUAGGUGCACUACAAGAGGCCUAUGUCUAUCACGGAGAUUCAGGAGCAUGUGCAGCCUUUCUUGUGAAUGCCGAUGGCAAAAAUGCCUUUGUCGAGUUUCAAAAUUCUACAUAUGAUCUGCCUCCGAAAUCAAUUAGCAUCUUGCCUGACUGCAAAACCGUAGUGUUUAACACUGCUAAGGUAAACACUCAAGUUAACACAAGAUCUAGGCAACCAACUAUGAAGUUUGAUUCUGUAGAAAAGUGGGAGGAAUACAAAGAAGUUAUUCCCACAUUUGAUGAUACUUCGAUUAGGUCCGAUGUAUUGUUAGAACAAAUGAAUACGACAAAAGAUGUAUCCGAUUAUCUAUGGUACACUGCCAGUCUUCAGCAAUCCGAGGGCUCAAAAUCUGUACUGAGCUUGAACUCAUUGGGACAUGUUUUACGCGCAUUUGUCAAUGGAGUACUUGUAGGUUCUGAACAUGGUUCGAAAAGUAAUCCAGGUUUCACACUAGAAACCAACAUCUCUUUAAAUAAUGGUGUGAACCACAUCUCGUUGCUGAGUGCAAUGGUUGGACUGCCGGAUUCGGGGGCUUUUCUUGAGCGUAGAGCUGCUGGAUUGCAAGCUGUCACCAUUCGAGAAAAUAAUAAACUUCACAAUUUGGCCAAGUAUUCUUGGGGAUAUGAGAUUGGAUUGCUGGGGGAGAGACUACAAAUUUACACAGAGAAAGGAUCAAGUAAUGUCCAAUGGAGAAGCCAUGAGCCCUCAUCUCAGCCGUUAACAUGGUACAAGACCAAUUUUGAUUCACCCGUGGGUACUGAUCCUGUUGCUAUAAACCUCGUCUCCAUGGGAAAAGGCGAAGCAUGGAUUAAUGGCCAAAGUAUUGGCCGGUAUUGGAUCUCAUUUCAUACGCCAGAUGGCUCUCCUUCACAAAUAUGGUACCAUAUACCAAGAUCUUUCCUCAAACCUACUGACAACCUGUUAGUCCUGUUUGAAGAAGAAUCUGGCAACCCUCUUGGUGUAUCAAUAGGCACAGUUUCGAUUACAAAAGUAUGUGGACAUGUGUCGGAUUCUAAUCCACCUCCCAUGAUUUCAUGGACAAAACAAACACUAAGCCAGAAUAAGGAGAAAAUGCAUUAUGGAAGAAGACCUAAAGUUCAGCUCAGUUGUCCUCCAAAAAGAAGCAUUUCCAAAAUUUUAUUUGCAAGUUUUGGAAGCCCUUCUGGUAACUGUGAAGGUUAUGCUGUUGGAAGUUGUCACUCAUCGAAUUCUACUGAUGUUGUGGAGAAGGCUUGCGUAGGAAAGAGGAGAUGCACCAUCCCUCAGUCAUAUCAAAAGUUUGGAGGCGACCCUUGUCCAGGAAUUCGUAAAGAUUUGUUGAUUGAAGCUCAAUGUGAAUGA